AGAACCUUUAGUGAAGUGAGCAGUGCUGUAGAGAGCAGAUCUGUAUAGUUUUUCUUUCUAGGAAAUGAAAAAUGAGGCCCGCUAUCCAACCCAAUUCAUCAGCAAGUCCAACGUUCAGUUCUUAGCUCUUUUAAUUGCUCUACUUUCUGUGAAUCACGUUUGGAAUUUAAAGACUAUCAUCGGAAUACAAAUACAAAAUGGAUGGAACAAGAUCAUUGAUCGGAUUGGUGACGACCCAUUUAACUUCUACGUUUACAGUUUAAAUAUUUCGUUUCUUAUCGUCUAUUGGACCAUCGGACUGGCCUAUCUCCUGAUGGAACUAACCGCUUGGCCAAAGUUCAUCUUUCGGCGAAAAGUUCAACCCAAUGUCGUGAUCGAUAAGCGAAAAAUCCCAUCGUUGAUUCGCCUGAAUUUAUUUAACCAAAUGUUCGUAAUGGUUCCUUGCUCGAUCAUUGCUGGUUACUAUUCCCUACUGAACAAAAGCGUUCCACCUGUUCGAGAGGUGCCAACUCUCCUACGAUUCCUGGCUGAUUUAAUGAUCCUGAUUCCAACUCAAGAAAUAUUUGUUUAUUACACCCACAGGAUGUUUCAUCAUAGACUCCUCUACAAGUGGACGCAUAAAUGGCAUCACGAUUGGACGACACCAGUGGCCUUAUCUGCCAUGUACAAUCAUCCCCUGGAACAAUUGAUUGGCAAUGUUCUUCCAGGCAGUAUCGGUUUCUUACUGACCAAUUCUCACUUUUGCACUCAAUGGUUCUGGCACAUUUGGAGCGCAAUAAGAUCUUUGAACGACCAUAGUGGCUAUCGUUUGUUUGCUUUUCCUUCUCCUGUACGUCACGAUUUCCAUCACCAAAAAUCAACGGAAUGUUUCGCUGUUUGGGGCUGGGGACCUCUUGACUACCUUCACGGCACUGAUAAGGUCUUCCGCUCUAAAAUUGCAUCAGGAGAAUUGUCUCAUUAAAUUUAGCAGAUUGACGUACACGGAAAACAAAUUUCAGUAAAGAAUUACAGUUUUAACCUUAAUAAACUGUGCUAUAAAUAUUGACAGCAAUAAAGAAACGUUUUAUCAUCA
Daphnia carinata is the source of this 1072-nucleotide messenger RNA. Its product is annotated as fatty acid hydroxylase domain-containing protein 2-like. The record is from RefSeq and is a predicted model, not a curated record. NCBI's taxonomy places the organism in Eukaryota, Metazoa, Arthropoda, Branchiopoda, Diplostraca, Daphniidae. Gene Ontology annotation, biological process: sterol biosynthetic process. The coding region runs from base 65 to 961 and encodes 298 amino acids. The transcript is spliced from 6 exons. Gene Ontology annotation, molecular function: C-4 methylsterol oxidase activity; iron ion binding.